Bradysia coprophila is the source of this 875-nucleotide messenger RNA. RefSeq lists its product as uncharacterized. The record is from RefSeq and is a predicted model, not a curated record. Lineage: Eukaryota; Metazoa; Arthropoda; Insecta; Diptera; Sciaridae.
AACGAAAGUUGUCUCGAACACAAGCCAGUAUAACCAGAGCAUGUUACUCUGAAGCCAAUACGAAAUUCAGUUCGAAAAGUCUUUUUAAAUAAACAAGUUGCAUUCUUUUGCUAGUCACACAAUAUACGUGCUAUCCGUUUUUAUAUAUACGUCCAAAAAAAAGCAAUAGAAAUAAUAAUACGAAAGAAAAUAAGAGUUCCAAUUUAAACAUUACAUAAGAACCCACAGUGGCACGAACCAAAAAUGAAAUAUUUAAUUGUGCUAAUUUUCUUGGGAAUCGUUAUUGAAUCGAUGAUUGUUACUGGUCAACGUUCGAAUUCGAACAGCGAUAAUGUAUACGACGAACCAUCCGCCACAGUGAAGGCUGACGACAGCACCAUAGGAUACAGACGUCCAACGAACAAUUUCAAUGGACGCUUCAAGAAAGUGCUCAAAGUGAAGAAGGAACGACCGAACCUAGAACCGAUACCGGUUGGCAAACGAUUAAAUCGUACGCCGAACAGUGAAGACAGUGUGUCAGCUAGUUCAAAUAAAAAUUCGUUCACGGUCAGUAAUUACGAUGAUAAUGAUGACUAUUUCUCGCGACGACGUGCACGAUUUCUUUUCAGACAGCGAGUCGGAAAGUAGUGUAAAUGUAUAAAAUGCACCUUUAAUGUUCAAUUCGAAUUGAUUAAACUUUAUACGUUUGCUUUAAAAACCAUUUUGUUUUCUUUCUUUUUCAUUUUCCAUUGUGUAAAAAAGUGUGUGGUACCGUUUGAGGUUUGAGCAUCCAAUGAAACAAUAGCAUCGACUCGAGUAUAAAUUAUAUUACUCAUAGCUGAUUGUUAUUUUUCGAUUUUAAAAGCACAAAACAAUAUAACCAAGUCAAUAAAUUA